This is a messenger RNA of Diuraphis noxia (Russian wheat aphid), 576 nucleotides long. Its product is annotated as GSK3B-interacting protein. NCBI's taxonomy places the organism in Eukaryota, Metazoa, Arthropoda, Insecta, Hemiptera, Aphididae. Gene Ontology annotation, cellular component: cytoplasm. Gene Ontology annotation, biological process: regulation of canonical Wnt signaling pathway. Gene Ontology annotation, molecular function: protein kinase A binding; kinase regulator activity. The record is from RefSeq and is a predicted model, not a curated record.
AUUUUGUAGAUAUUUAGUUAUUGUAUAAUCUUCUUCUUCUUMUUAUUAUUAUUAUUAUUAUUAUGUGUUUUUUUAAAUUUCGUGAAAAUGUUCUGUUAUAGAAUAUACUGGUCGCGUGUUUUUUCGCGUUAAAGCGGACGGAAUCACGGUUCCCGCCCUUUCCUUUAGAUUACCUAGCCGACCUUUGAACAAAACACCCACCCGUGAAUUACUUACAUGGAAAAGCCACUUGAUUGGUACGCUGAAGCAAAGUCUGUGAUCGAUAGCGAGAUAUCCCUGUUGAAUCAUAUUAGUAUAUCAACCUUGACAGUUUCUGACGGUGUAUACUUGAAUAUUGAAACACUUGAAAAUCAACAGUUUUGUGUACUUUUGAAUAAACACGGAUUUCGUGUUGUCGCCGAAGCUUUUGAUCAAGACKUCAACUACUCGCAAUUUAGUUACGAAACUCACUUUGCACUAUUGUCUAAUAUCAGCAAAGGCUAUUGUCGACGAUUCAAUGAGUUAAUAGCAGUCAAAUUGAAUGAAAUCGCAGGGUCAUGUAAAGAUACAGAUAAUUAAAUAGUGAAAUCUUAAUCA